CUCCUUGACAAGGAGGGCCACACGUCCAUCGUCGUCUUUGAAGUGCUCCAGGAGUUGAACGAUACUCUCAUUUUCACCAUUUGUGGCUGCUGGAGCUUGUGGCGUCAGCGCAAUCGACAUGGAGGCACCGCACGUAGCGGAAAAUGGGGUUAUCCCGUCGAUAAGUUGAUAAAUCUAAAAGCCCAGCCAGAGCUGGAGCUUGUAUCUAUGUGGGAAACAAUCAAGAAGGACGUGCGUAAGGAGCUCAGCCCCGAAGAGGCACAGGUUCUGGAUACCAUCAACGUUGAUGACCUUAUGGGCGACACGGGGGGCCUCAUGAAAAAGCUGGCAGAUGAGCAGCUGGGUCCGCUGUUGCAAUCUCUGGGCGUAUCUGAGGACCCUCUGACGUUCUUUGUGGAUUUGCUGAGGUUGGCCACCGCACUGCAGCUGCUGUCCGCCGGGGCGCUCUUCUACGGAGUGGAGCUUUGGGGGGGCCUCGACUCGGGUGAGGCAUUUCGCUGUGUGUGCGGUCUGGCGGCUGGCUACCUCUCCCGCCCAUUCUUCAAGGUGGAGCAGCUGCUGUGGCCGUUGUACGACUGGGGACUACGGAUACUGGCUCCCGGAGCCGUGUACGAGGUGACAGCUAGUCGUGAGGAGUCCCAGGCCACACUGACACGGCUGGGGGUGGCUGUGUCGGUGUGUAGCUUCCUACCGCAGCUGCUUCUGGGUUGGGACUCCUCAACUGCGGUGCAAUUUGUGUUGCCGCUGACCGUGGGUUGGCUGCUGUUCGACGUGACGUACAUGGCAGCGCUGCUGGCCAUGCUGCAGCGAUACAAUUGAAGGAAAUGGAAAGGGAGGGAGGUGCCAGGUGAUUGUAUAGCAAAUGCACCAAUGCAUGUAUGUUUAGGUGGCAGGAUUUGUGUGGAACUGCUGGACUAUGGAUGCUGCACAGGUGAUGCAGCUGGGAAGGCGAAGAAGUGAAGGGAAGUGAACGGAAAUGAAGGGAAGCGAAGGCGGCUCAGGGUGGCAGCUGAAGUGCGACCAUGUUGUGCUACUAUUGGGUGCGGUUUGACAGGGCGGUUGUGCGCGGGUGGAGACCGUGAGCCGUGUGGGUGUGUUGACAUGUGUGUGUGUGUGUGUGUGUGUGCGUGUGUGUGUGUGUUGGAAUGGGCCUAGAUGGGCCUUGGGAGAAGGGGAGAAACGUGUCCCGCAGAAGCGGACAACAUACCGAUGACCUGAAUAUUGUGACGACAUGCAUUAACGGUCUUGAA
Messenger RNA from Volvox carteri f. nagariensis, 1250 nucleotides. RefSeq lists its product as uncharacterized. The transcript has 6 exons. Bases 208 to 819 code for a protein of 203 amino acids. The record is from RefSeq and is a predicted model, not a curated record. Lineage: Eukaryota; Viridiplantae; Chlorophyta; Chlorophyceae; Chlamydomonadales; Volvocaceae.